AACCCGGCGCCUCCUAGCAACCGCGCAGCCCGGCUAUGGCGGCCGCGGGCCCCAGCGUCUUCCUGCUCAUGGUCAACGGGCAGGUGGAGAGCGCCCAGUUUCCUGAGUAUGACGACCUCUACUGCAAGUACUGUUUCGUGUACGGCCAGGACUGGGCCCCCACAGCGGGGCUGGAGGAGGGCAUCUCACAGAUCACCUCCAAGAGCCAAGAUGCAAGGCGGGCGCUGGUGUGGAACUUCCCCAUCGAUGUCACCUUUAAGAGCACCAACCCCUAUGGCUGGCCGCAGAUCGUGCUCAGCGUGUAUGGGCCGGACGUGUUCGGAAAUGAUGUGGUCCGAGGAUACGGGGCAGUGCAUGUACCCCUCUCACCUGGCCGGCACAAAAAGACCAUCCCCAUGUUUGUCCCAGAAUCUACAUCUAAACUGCAAAAGUUUACCAGCUGGUUCAUGGGACGGCGGCCCGAGUACACAGACCCCAAAGUGGUGGCUCAGGGGGAAGGCCGGGAAGUGACCCGUGUCCGUUCCCAGGGCUUCGUCACUCUCCUCUUCAACGUAGUGACCAAAGACAUGAGGAAGCUGGGCUAUGACACCGGGCCUCCGGACACGCAGGGUGUCUCAGGGCCCAGCCCGCCCCAGGGCCUCCCCCGGUGAAGGCAACAGCCCUCUGCCCAGCGAUCGUAUAAUAAAGUGUAACCGUUUCACAGA
Messenger RNA from Odocoileus virginianus texanus, 704 nucleotides. RefSeq names its product B9 domain containing 1 (gene B9D1). Gene Ontology annotation, biological process: cilium assembly. Gene Ontology annotation, cellular component: MKS complex. The record is from RefSeq and is a predicted model, not a curated record. NCBI's taxonomy places the organism in Eukaryota, Metazoa, Chordata, Mammalia, Artiodactyla, Cervidae.